AUAUUCGUUGUGCAAGAAGCAGUUAUAGUGUACGUGUUUGGCACAUAGUAAUGUGUUACAUUUAUUAAAGAGUUUUUAUCGUAUUUUAUCAGUAGAUGUUUAGUCAAUGUUGGAGACCUUGUUUCUGUGAGAAAAAUUUUAAUUUGUGACAGAAAAAGAGAACUAAAUUGUCGCGUGUACAAUGGAAAGUGGCAUGGAUUCCUUUGCAGAUUCUGAUAACAUAAAUACUUCUACACCUUGGAAACUUCGUUUUAUCAAGUCACCCGUUGUGUCGUCACCUAUUUGUAAACAAGUUGACACCGGAUUUCAAUUAUUCGUGUCAGGUUUACAAGAAAAAGUUUCGUCCGCAGAAAGCAGCCUGACGGAAGAUUCAGAAGAAAAGAUUCAGACAGUUUCGAUUAAAGAACAGGAAGGACUUCCCUGCGAAGAUAUUGGUGAUGAAAAAACAAUAGCAUCCUGUAGUACAGAAAAGGGAAGUACAUCAACUACUGUCAGCUCGGUCAUCUGCUCGCAGACUACAGACACACUUCCAUCUGCGAAGUUAUGGAAACCGUUUGAUAUAUCGUACGAUAGCUUUAUUGUACUUGAUGAAACUAUUAUGAGCGAUGAAUCGAAUGAGGAAGAUUCAUUUAAAAAAUGUGAUGAAAAUUUUGCAAAGAACAUUUCUGGCAUUUUACCCCUCGAUGCUGCAAAACUCGUGUACUCUCCCAAAUUUGAUGCCACGAAGUCAGGUAUUCUUACAAACUUAAUAUUAGACGAUGGGAAGAAUGUAAGAAAUGAAGUUAAACCGAAGCCUAUGAUACCAGAAGAAAACGUUCUCCAGGACAGCCAAAAUGUGGCUUUAGUUACACUAGGCCUUAACCGCAAUGAAAAUAAUACAAGAGAAGGGGAAAAGAAUGUUAAUGUGCAAAACAACCCAUUACAUUCUGCGGAGGCUGUCAAACCAGAUUUUGUAUCCAGUACUGUGGUGAUAGACAAAUUUGAGCCAAAUGCCGCUUCAGAACAGAUACUAGGGAGCACUGGAAAAAACGAACAAGUUAUUUCUGCUGAUCAAAGGGGCGACAAAUUAGGACAAAUUAAGUCUGAUAUUGAGGAAACUGGAAAAAUUGAAAAAAUGGAGUCUAAGAGUGGGGAGACUGAACAUAGAAAGUCUGACAGUGGGGAGACUGGAAAGCUUGAACAAGUGAAGCGUGAUAAUUUGGGGGUUGGACAGAUUGAACAAGUGAAGUCUGAAGGUGGGCAGACUGAAAAAUUGAAGUCGGAUGUGAGAGAUACAGAAAAAACUGAACAAUUGAAGCCUGCCAGUGGGAUUGCCAUAAAGAUUGAACAAGUAAAGUCUGAAAGUUUAGAGACUGAACAAGUGAAACAUGACAAUUUGGAGACUGUACAAGUGAAAUCUGAUAAUAAAAUGUUUAUAAAGAUUGAACAACUGGAGUCUGACAAUUUGGAUACUGAACAAGUGAAACUUGACAAUUUGGAGACUGAACAAUGUAAGUCUGACAAUGAGGUGUCUAUAAAGAGUGAGCAAGUGAAGUUUGAUGAUGAAACUGCAACUGAGCAAGUGAAGCCUGACAAUUGGGUAACUGGAAAGAUUGAACAAGUGAAACCUGACAAUGGGGUAACUGGAAGGAUUGAACAAGUGAAGCCUGACAAUGGGGUAACUGGAAAGAUUGAACAAAUGAAGGCUGACAGUUUGGAGAUUGUCAAGAUUGAACAAAUGAAGUCUGGCAACCUGGAGACUGUAAAGAUUGAACAAGUGAAGUCUGACAAUUUGGAGACCGGAAAGACUGAACAUGUGAAGCCUGACAGUGGGGAGUUUGUGAGCAGUGAUCCAGAGGAGAAUGCGGACAAUAAUAAUCCUGAAUGGGAACUUUUGAAAAAGCUAGAGACUGAUGAAGAACGUUACAAGGCUGUGAGAUUGCGAUGGAGGAAUCUUGUUAUUCCAAAUCCCAAUAAGAACCUGACUUACCGUAGUCGAGGGUACUGGAUUACAGAUAAAAAUCAAAAACAAAUAUCUGAAGUCAAACCUAAUCCUGUGGUUACUGGUAAAUCAAGAAAACGUACACAUUCUGCAGAUCCCACUGAGCACCACGUCCCAGUGAAACGGCAGAGGACAUUCUCUUGUACAGAAGUAUUCGAUAGAAAGAUGCUUGAUGUUCAGAAAAACCUGAGCAGAGAACGGAAUGCCAUUCUUCAGCAACAUGAGCGAGCUGUACAAAACCUUGUGAACAAAACAAACCAUCAACUUCGAUGUUACUCACCAGGAAGUUUUAAUGAUGAGCGUAUUCGAGCACUUCAUGUCCAGAAUGUAGUGGAAUUGCGCUAUAAGUGUGAUAACCGGCUGGCGGCAGUUGAAUCCGAAAGCAUGAAUCAGUUGCGAGCUCUCGAAAAGGCGAUGGAAGAAGUGCGUGUCUUCAAUUCUUUCUACCAAGGACUGGAGGAGGGUUGUGAUGAUGCAUUGUUGCUGACUGAUGAACAGCUUCUGGAAGUUCUUGAGGAGGAUCACCUUUACGAAUGUUUCAAUGAAUUCUAUAACGGUUAGUUUUUAUUUUUUUUGUAGAAUUGUUUUUUAUGUUUGUCUAAUGGUCCUAGAAAAUUAUUUAUGUUGAGAGACUGAGAGUAUUUAUACAAUUUGUCAAAAUUAUUGCAGUAAUAAGACUGAUCACUUUUUAAAUCUGAAACAGACAUAUAUUUUGUGAACUUGUGGUGUUAUAACAUUCUAAAUGUCAUUGUUACCUAAACAGAAGUGACCGUUCUUUCUCAUUUAAAUUCUGUUCAUUGUUUAGCUCAGGAAUAUUCAAUUUUUGCAACUAAGAAUGCUUGAGACAGGUAGGAAAAUCUCAAGUAAGUUGAUACAGUAGUUUCCUCUUAGCCAAGGAAGCGGAUACAAACACUAGGAUUUUUCUCAGGGAUUUUCAUGUGUGUUAUUUACAUUUACAGUUCCUAUUCUUAUAAAUUUAGGUAGAUCUUAAAAAUGUUGGGCAGAACUUUGUAAAACUGCUGUAGAUGUUUACUCUUUUUGUAAAUAC
Messenger RNA from Schistocerca serialis cubense, 3029 nucleotides. RefSeq lists its product as uncharacterized. The record is from RefSeq and is a predicted model, not a curated record. The transcript is spliced from 2 exons. NCBI's taxonomy places the organism in Eukaryota, Metazoa, Arthropoda, Insecta, Orthoptera, Acrididae. The coding region runs from base 182 to 2542 and encodes 786 amino acids.